AUGUGGAGCUCAGACUGCUGCCCCUCAGACUGCUGCCCACCAGACUGCUGCCCAUCAGACUGCUGCCCCUCAGACUGCUGCCCCCAGACUGCUGCCCCACAGACUGCUGCCCCCCAGACUGCUACCCCCCAGACUGCUGCCCCUAGACUGCUGCCCCUCAGACUGCUGCCCCUCAGACUUCUGCCCACCAGACUGCUGCCCCUCAGACUGCUGCCCCUUAGACUGCUGCCCCCCAGACUGCUACCCCCCAGACUGCUGCCCCUCAGACUGCUGCCCCUCAGACUGCUGCCCCCACAGACUGCUGCCCCCCAGACUGCUACCCCCAGACUGCUGCCCCUAGACUGCUGCCCCUCAGACUGCUGCCCCCCAGACUGCUACCCCCCAGACUGCUGCCCCUCAGACUGCUGCCCCUCAGACUGCUGCCCCUCAGACUGCUGCCCCCCAGACUGCUGCCCCCCAGACUGCUGCCCCUGUCAGAGGUGUGCUAAGCAGAGAGAGGGAGAUGGGAACAGAGGGCUGAAGAAGAGAGGUAUGGGCUCAUACUUUGGGCAGCAGUGUGGACACCCUUAA
Molecule: messenger RNA, 570 nt
Organism: Coregonus clupeaformis (lake whitefish)
Lineage: Eukaryota; Metazoa; Chordata; Actinopteri; Salmoniformes; Salmonidae
Product: keratin-associated protein 4-12-like
Exons: 1
Coding region: 1-570 (189 amino acids)
Source: RefSeq, a predicted model, not a curated record